Messenger RNA from Paramisgurnus dabryanus, 2789 nucleotides. It is a transcript of the gene porcn, whose product is annotated as porcupine O-acyltransferase. Gene Ontology annotation, molecular function: palmitoleoyltransferase activity; Wnt-protein binding. NCBI's taxonomy places the organism in Eukaryota, Metazoa, Chordata, Actinopteri, Cypriniformes, Cobitidae. Gene Ontology annotation, biological process: Wnt protein secretion; lipid modification; protein palmitoylation. The record is from RefSeq and is a predicted model, not a curated record. Gene Ontology annotation, cellular component: membrane; endoplasmic reticulum.
UGUACACAAUUUAAGCGUUGAAUAAAUCUCCCAAAUCCCGACCGCAUAACAUUGGAUGAGAAUCUCCUUUCAAGUCUGAUUCUCCCAUUUGAUUGGUUUAGUCACAGAGGGCUAGAAAAAUUAUUGGUCGUCGGGUGUCCCUUGCUGCACGGGCAAUGGGAGCUUUAAGCAGACAGGAGUUCUUUCAGGAACUGGGAUCAGGUUGCUUGCUUCCUACGGUCCAGCAGGGUCUAGAACAAGUAUGGCAACUGUUAGUCAUCUGCCUAGUGUGUCGGCUGUUGUGGAGAUUUGGUCUGCCCUCUUUCGUGAAACAUCUCAGUACGGUGGCCGGUGGCUUUUACACACUAUACUUGUUCUUUGAGCUACACAUGGUUUGGGUGGUGCUCCUCAGCCUCCUUUGCUACCUCAUCCUCUUCCUGUGUCGUCAUUCCAGCAGCCGUGGUCCCUUCCUGUCCAUUACUAUCCUCAUCUACCUGCUGUUAGGAGAGUUACAUAUGAUGGAUACCACUACCUGGCAUAAAAUGCGAGGUUCCCAGAUGGUAGUGGCCAUGAAGGCGGUUUCUCUUGCCUUUGACUUAGACAAGGGCACAGUGGAGAAAGUUCCCUCUCCAGUGGAGUUCAUGGGAUACAUUUACUUUGUGGGUACAGUCAUCUUCGGUCCGUGGAUCAGCUUCAACAGCUAUUUAGACGCAGUGGAGAGUCGAAAACUUAGCAUCUCCUGGUUUGUGAAGUCAGUUUGCAGCUGUGUGUGGAGUCAACUCUGUUUGGUCAUCUCUAAUUGUAUUGCACCCUAUCUCUUUCCCUAUUUCAUUCCAGUCUUUGGAGACAAGCUGCUCCGCAACAAGAAGAGGCGAAAGAUGAGAGGCACUAUAACAAGGUGGCUACAGGCCUAUGAGAACACCCUGUCCUUUCAUUUCAGUAAUUACUUUGUGAGUUACCUGGGUGAGACAACCACCACACUGUCAGGUGCGGGUUUCACAGAGGAGAAGGACAACCUUAAAUGGGACUUGACAAUAGCAAAGCCAAUGAAUGUUGAGUUUCCUCGGUCAAUGGUAGAGGUUGUCACUUCCUGGAAUUUGCCCAUGUCCCGUUGGCUCAACACAUAUGUGUUUAAGAAGUCUCUCAGAUAUGGAUCCUUUACAGCUAUCAUCUUGACAUACACAGCGAGCGCUCUGCUUCAUGGUCUAAGCUUUCAUAUUGGGGCUGUAUUAUUUACUCUUGGCUUUAUAACAUACAUUGAACAUGUACUUAGGAAAAGGUUGUCAGUUCUUUUAAAUGCCUGUGUCCUGUCCAAGAAGUGUCCAACUGACUGCAAACAUCGAAAUAAAAAGGCCUUGUGGGUAUAUUUAAUAAAUGGGACAUUUAGCAUGUUAGCAGUGCUACACUUAACAUACCUGGGAUCUAUUUUCGGCUCCAGCACAGAUGACACAGACUAUGAUGAGGACAGUAUGGCCAGUCACACCAUUCAGAAAUGGACUCAGCUCAGCUGGACAACCCACUGGUUGACCUUUGGGCUUUGGGUCCUGUAUCGCCUUAUUCUUUAAACUUUGAAGCCCUCAUAGACAUGGAGAGAUUGGGAGAAGAUAGCAAUAAACUAUAUCAAAUGGGCCAUUUAUUACAUCACUGUGAACUCUUAAUGAACUCGACUGUGGAACAGAGUACUCAGAAAUCUGGAAAAAAUAUUUUUUAUGUAAUAUCGAUCCAUAUAGCUGGUUCGGCCAUAGCACAGCCCAGGAACUACCAGUUUUCUACAGUACACAGGAGCAUUAUGAUUUUUUACAAACCACAGCACUCCUCAAUAAGUCGAUGUAUAUAUUUAUAGCCAUCAUUAAUAAAUGUAUCAAUACUUUGUUAUGACCAACAAAUAAAGCUUAGGCGUUGUUUUUUCUUUUGUUGAUAGAUUUAGGAUAUUUAUAUAAACUUUUAUUUAUAAGGAAAAUAUGUACUUGUAUUUUUAUCCAGCUCUGUGAACGUUUUUCUUCAUGUGGGCAAAAGUAAAUAUUUUAAGUUUUUUUUUUUCAGAGAGCUAUAAUAAAUGCGUAUACAACAUGCAUCAAUUUCGACCAGUACUCCUGAAUUCUAUGCAAUAAGAAAAAGAUAGACUUAUUUAAAACUAAUUUAAAGCCAUUUUUCUAAAUCGCAAUGACUAGUUCUGCUAGUUUAGUUCUGCUGUUGAUGAACAAAAAAUUCUGGAGUAGUGGUUGAUAAAUUAGUUCAGUCUGGCUUAGCUUUUGCUUUUUUAAUUUUAUCCCAGAUGGAAAAUCUACUUCUGUUGCUUUUUCACUAAAGCCCAUAUCACGCUGCGAUUCACAAUCAAAUUACUCCCAUAACUGAGUCUGUUGUCAUGAAAGACAGACAUGUCAAAUGCCUUUUAAUGACCAUACAUACUUAUAGGGUUCGGGUUAAACAUAGCAGUAUUACUAAUUUCAUUAGUCGAUUUCUUUUGUAAUGUAAAUUAUAAUUCACAUAUUCCUGCACAGAAUUUGGUAUGAAGGACAAUGUUUUUGUUUUAUGUGUAUUUAUUUUUUCUUCUAUUAAUUACAUUUGGUAUCACUUACAGAAAAAAAGAUGUUUUUCACAUGAGUUUUAUAUGAGAAUUUACUUGGGAUAUACUUAAUUUGACCUGCCAAACAAAACAACAAUAAUAUGUGAUAAUUUGUAAAAGACCUAUGUAACAUUUAUUGUGUUCAAACAUUUACAACAAUAUUCAUGCUAUUAUGUAUUGGAGGCCUACAUUAGUAUUAAACAGUAAAUAAAGCAUUCAAAGUUUUUAAAUGCGUUGUGUAUGU